AUGCCCGGUUAUGAUUGCAACCGAUUUGUUAAUCUAAGUCCAUCGGAUAGGGAUGAGCUAACAUGUAGUAUAUGUCUGAACAUUAUUUGCUGUCCAGUUAUAGCCCAGUGUUGUCUCCAAACAUUUUGCAAAGACUGUAUCAACAAUUGGCUGUCGACUAACAAUACCUGUCCGUAUGAUAGAAAAACACUUACUAAGGAUGCAUUAACCCGACCACCCAGAGUUAUGGUUAAUAUGUUGGGAAAACUUCAAAUCAAAUGUGAUUUCCGGGAUAACGGUUGUACUGAAGUAAUAAUAUUAGAGUAUCUGACAAAUCAUUUAAACAAUUUAAACAAUCCAUUAAACAAUCAAAGAGAAGAGUCUUUGUUAAGAAAAAUCAAUGAAUUAGAGGCCGAAAGAGAAAACUUAUUAAAAACAAUUCAAGAUUUAAUAAACAGUCAACAAUUGACUACAAGUUUGAGUAAUGUUCGGCUAACCAAAAAUACAGUUAACUUACCAUCGGUAUCAUCACCGCAAUCAAUUGACUUAUCUGAUAGCUUUAUCUAUAUAUGCGGUGGAUAUGAUGGGACAUCACGAUUGUCUGUAUGUUAUAAAUAUAAUACACAAACAAGUGUUUGGCAAUCAAUACAAUCCAUGUCCACUCCAAGGGUUGAGUUUAGUUUGAUUUCAAUGGAUUCAAAAUUGUAUGCAAUCGGCGGUUGUAAUGGUAAAAACAAUUUGAAUAGUGUUGAAACAUAUGAUACACAAACAAAUCAAUGGAAAUCAAUUGCAUCGAUGAGUAUAAUACGCAGUGGUCAUGAUGCAACUGUAUUAGAAAAUACAAUAUAUGUAUGUUGUGGUUACAAUGACAAUACUAUAAAAUCAUGUGAAUAUUAUUCGCAAAAUAAUAAAGAGUGGUCUUUUGUAACACCAAUGAGUCACAAAAGGAAUGGUCUGGCACUGGUAGCACACAAUGGAUUUAUAUAUGCUAUCGGAGGUAAUAAUGGUAAAGAAUAUUUAAAUACAAUGGAAAGAUAUGAUACAAAAACACAACAAUGGCAACCAAUGGCUAAUAUGACAAAUACUAGAGGUUAUUUUGGUUCAGCAUCAUUUAUGGGUAAAAUAUAUGUUUGCGGCGGUGAGGGUAAUAGUGAUGGGAAAUCAUGCGAAACAUAUGAUCCAAAAACAAAUCAAUGGACACAAAUUGCAUCAAUGCUUUUAGAAAGAGCUGGUUUUAAAUUGAUUGCAUUUAAUAAUAAAUUAUAUGCAUUGGGUGGACAAACAAAUGUUAUAGCCCAGUGUUGUCGACAAACAUUUUGCGAAGACUGUAUCAACAAUUGGCUGUCAACUAACAAUACCUGUCCGUAUGAUAGAAAAACACUUACAACUGAGGCAUUAACCCAACCACCCAGAAUUAUGGUUAAUAUGUUGGGAAAACUUCAAAUCAAAUGUGAUUUCCAGGAUAAGGGUUGUACUGAAGUAAUAAUAUUAGAAUAUCUGACAAAUCAUUUAAACAAUUGUCGAUACAAUCCAUCAAACAUUCAAAGAGAAGAGUCAUUGUUAAGAAAAUUAAUGAAUUAG
Molecule: messenger RNA, 1560 nt
Organism: Oppia nitens
Lineage: Eukaryota; Metazoa; Arthropoda; Arachnida; Sarcoptiformes; Oppiidae
Product: kelch-like protein 5
Exons: 11
Coding region: 1-1560 (519 amino acids)
Biological process (GO): protein ubiquitination
Molecular function (GO): ubiquitin-protein transferase activity; protein binding
Source: RefSeq, a predicted model, not a curated record